AAUUCCAAUUGCGCUCAAUCAAUUUGAAUGAUGUAUCCCUCCUCCACCUCCUCCUCUUCCUCUUCUUCUCAUAGCUCCAUCACCCAAACGGGCUUGACCCGAUAUGGAUCCGCCCCGGGCUCUCUCCUAACCACUGCCGUCGAUGCCCUCAUCGCCGACCAGAAAUCUUACGGCGGAUCCCCAUCUUCUUCAGACUUGCUCCGUCAGACAAGCUCGCCCGCUGGCUUCCUCGCCACCACCGCACAUCACAAUCACAAUACAGGGGGCUUCACAAUCACAAAUGGCACUGGAAGCUACAACAGCUCUCAAUCCCAUGCAGUAUCAGGAUCAAGGUUGAAGUCUCAAUUAAGCUUCACAGGCCAAGAUUCUCUUUCUCUUUCUCACAUAUCAGAGGUCACCACUUCCGACAAUGCCCAUCAUGCACCUACACAUUCUUAUGCUCCUGCUACCGCCUUUGGAAUCGAACCCUGGGACGAUUCUACUUCCUUUGUGUUUUCUGCUACACCAACUAAGCGUCCUAAAAAUAACGAUGCUGACAUUCUACAUUCCCUUGCUACCUUGGAAUCUCAGUUUAGUCUGCCACAAACUACUAUGGAAAUGGCAAACGUGGAGAAGCUAUUGCAUAUUCCUGAAGAUUCUGUCCCUUGUAAAAUCAGUGCUAAGCGAGGCUGUGCUACUCAUCCACGCAGCAUUGCAGAAAGGGAGAGAAGAACUAGAAUAAGCGGGAAACUGAAGAAAUUACAAGAUCUUGUGCCUAAUAUGGAUAAGCAAACAAGCUAUGCAGACAUGCUGGAUUUGGCCGUUCAACAUAUUAAAGGGCUUCAGAGUCAAGUUCAGAAGUUCAACAAAGAACUUGAGCAUUGCAGUUGUGGAUGCAAACCAAGCACAUAAUUUGUUUUGUUUCGCGAAAUUCUAUGGCAGAACAGCACGCAUGGACGUCAAAGGCUCCAAUGGCAAUGAAUCACUUUCUUAAAAUUAAAAAUGCAGGAAUAGAAAGUUAAUAGAUUUUCAGUUCUGCAAUUGUAUAUAUAUGUUGGUUGUAAUCUGAUAGUUUAGGAAAAUCUCUCUCUCAAGAAUCGAGAAUUGGCUUUUAUAGUUGAGAUUCAUUUCAAUUCUAGUUUUGUUGCGUUUUGGAAAAGAAACUAAUUUUUAUGUUCAGCUGUCAUAUUUUUCACAAGAAUCGUAAACGCUACGUACAUGUUGGCAUUGUUGAUUAUAAUAUGUAAUAUGAUACUUCUAUCUAUGCGAAUUUCAUAAAUAUUCGCUAUAUGAUGUUA
Gastrolobium bilobum is the source of this 1277-nucleotide messenger RNA. Its product is annotated as transcription factor bHLH128-like. The coding region runs from base 28 to 891 and encodes 287 amino acids. Gene Ontology annotation, biological process: regulation of transcription by RNA polymerase II. NCBI's taxonomy places the organism in Eukaryota, Viridiplantae, Streptophyta, Magnoliopsida, Fabales, Fabaceae. Gene Ontology annotation, molecular function: RNA polymerase II cis-regulatory region sequence-specific DNA binding; DNA-binding transcription factor activity, RNA polymerase II-specific; protein dimerization activity. The transcript is spliced from 6 exons. The record is from RefSeq and is a predicted model, not a curated record. Gene Ontology annotation, cellular component: nucleus.